Encephalitozoon romaleae SJ-2008 is the source of this 291-nucleotide messenger RNA. Its product is annotated as RNase P subunit Rpr2. The record is from RefSeq and is a predicted model, not a curated record. Gene Ontology annotation, cellular component: nucleolar ribonuclease P complex. Lineage: Eukaryota; Fungi; Microsporidia; Unikaryonidae. Bases 1 to 291 code for a protein of 96 amino acids. Gene Ontology annotation, biological process: tRNA processing. The transcript has a single exon.
AUGAAAAAAGACUUUGCAAAACAUUUGAUGUAUCUCUACUGCACAGCAUUCAGAACGGUUGGAAUCCCAUCUGUCCAUAGAAGAAAGAUGAAGAAAAUAAAGAUGAUAUCAAAUAAAUAUCAAAUAAGAUUGUCCAGAGAAAUAAAGAGAACAGUGUGUCCCGGCUGCUACACCAUUCUUAUCCCUGGAUUCAAUUGUGUAUCAAGGGUUACCAGGGAGGAGAAUGGGUUGUGUCUCAAGACCUCGUGUAGUUGUGGAAACGAAAAGGUCUUUGUUGCCCAAGGAAGAUGA